CAAAAAGGCCAAGGUCAAAAGAAAUGGCUACAGGUGCGGACCAGGUGGUUGGUGUGGGCAUUGUUGGUUUGUCAGGAAUAAUAUUUACCUACUAUACGUUGUGGUUGGUGAUACUGCCAUUUGUUGACUCGGACCAUGUGGUGCAGAAUUUUUUCCCAGACAGAAUUUAUGCAGUCACUAUACCAGUGGCUGCAGGGGUGCUUCUUUUAGUUGUUCUAUGUGCAUUCAUAGCAGUUGCCAAGUUAAAAAGCAAGUCCAAAGAAAAGACAAACUGAAAUGAAGCCAGUAGAAAGUAAAAAUGCAAAAAUUGUAACAGUGAAAAACAUUAUAAAUGUAUUACCUUCUAAAAGGUAAUUUCACCAUGGGGAUAUCAUAAACCAUUAAGAAAAUGGAGAAAUGAAGAGUAGUAUGUUCAAUACUCUAUUCCAUAUCCAUAAACAGAAAAAGAAUUUGUUUGUGAUACAUUGACAUGACUAAAGUCCUCUGUUUGACAUAUACUGUACACUAUUUCUGCAUUGUAUAUACUUUUUUUUUAUUUUUACUCUCCUGUAAAUAAAUAAAGUUGUGCAUACA
Molecule: messenger RNA, 573 nt
Organism: Lingula anatina
Lineage: Eukaryota; Metazoa; Brachiopoda; Lingulata; Lingulida; Lingulidae
Product: dolichol phosphate-mannose biosynthesis regulatory protein
Biological process (GO): dolichol phosphate mannose biosynthetic process; GPI anchor biosynthetic process
Cellular component (GO): dolichol-phosphate-mannose synthase complex; endoplasmic reticulum membrane
Molecular function (GO): enzyme regulator activity
Source: RefSeq, a predicted model, not a curated record